This is a messenger RNA of Mizuhopecten yessoensis (Yesso scallop), 7404 nucleotides long. Its product is annotated as SNF-related serine/threonine-protein kinase-like. Gene Ontology annotation, biological process: intracellular signal transduction; microtubule cytoskeleton organization; protein phosphorylation. The record is from RefSeq and is a predicted model, not a curated record. Gene Ontology annotation, cellular component: cytoplasm. The transcript has 6 exons. Lineage: Eukaryota; Metazoa; Mollusca; Bivalvia; Pectinida; Pectinidae. The coding region runs from base 135 to 3041 and encodes 968 amino acids. Gene Ontology annotation, molecular function: protein serine/threonine kinase activity; tau-protein kinase activity; ATP binding.
GCGCAACAGAUACUACCGAAAAUGGAGUGUAUUCAUAGAACGGUUAGCAACUGUCAGCAUGAUCUUUCACUAGCAACACGAUGGACUUAGUAGGAUACGUGAGUUACAUUUAGAGAGAUAAAGAAAGAAAAGGCAUGGCUUCACGGAGACACAGAGAAGAUUUCGAUGGCAAAAUCGCAGGCUUGUAUGACAUGGAGGAUACGAUCGGCCGAGGCCAUUUUGCCGUAGUCAAACUUGCAAGACAUGUUUUCACCGGCGAGAAAGUAGCGGUAAAAGUCAUCGAUAAAACAAAAUUAGACGAUGUUUCAAAAGCUCAUCUAUUCCAAGAAGUAAGGUGUAUGAAAUUGGUUCAACAUCCAAACGUGGUUCGGCUUUAUGAGGUGAUCGAUACACAAACAAAACUGUACUUAAUUCUUGAGUUGGGAGAUGGUGGAGAUAUGUAUGACUACAUUAUGAAACAUAAGAAAGGGCUUGAGGAAACUGUUGCUAGACGAUAUUUUAAACAAAUUGUUGAAGCUGUAUCUUAUUGUCAUGACUUACAUGUUGUACACAGAGAUCUGAAACCAGAAAACGUUGUAUUUUUCGAAAAAUUAGGAAUAGUGAAGGUGACCGAUUUCGGUUUCAGUAAUCAGUUUAAACCUGGCUCAAAUCUAGAGACAUCGUGUGGUUCUCUGGCAUAUUCUGCACCAGAAAUUCUUCUAGGAGAUUCUUACGAUGCACCAGCUGUUGAUGUGUGGAGUCUUGGAGUCCUCCUUUACAUGCUGGUGUGUGGGAGUCCACCCUUCCACGAAGCCAGCGACAGUGAAACUCUCACCAUGAUCUUUGACUGUAAAUACCAAAUUCCAUCUCAACUUUCCAAGGAAUGUAACGAUCUCAUCACCAAGAUGCUACAGAAGGACCCGGCUGAUCGUAUGUCACUGGACGACAUAGUCGACCAUGCCUGGCUCAAGUCCUCUGAUUCCACAACAUUGCGGAUGAUGCCACUUAUCUUGCACGAACAUCUGUGUGAGGAAGACCACAACUACCUCGUUAACAAAAUGGUGGAGGGCAACAUUGCAACCAAGGAGGAAAUCUUACAAUCAUUAGAAAAAGACAUGUACGACCAUAUAGCAGCCACAUUUUACCUUCUGGCAGAGCGCAAACUCAAGCGACAACACCAGGAGCAACACAACGCCUCGGUAAUACGGAAGCACUCGGCACCAGCCUCACACGGUCACAGCAGACCUUACCUGGAGCCACUCGCACUGUCCCCUCGAUUGCAGCUUGAAGCCAAAAAAACCAGGACAACUCCAUUGGGUGCUUUUCUAAGCCCUACUUUGGAGAUUCCUCCCAGUCCACCAAUCGUUAGUGGAGAUCUACGCGCCAACUACUUUGUAAAGAGCCUGACGACGAGUAUGACCUUGGACCGAAAGUCUGCUCACUCAAAGAACAGGCACAAUCAGCCUGACCAGUUGGGACUCAUCUCGCCUGACAGGUCCUGUAGUGUCAGCCCUAAGGUGGGUCUACGGAAAUUCUUGCCCUCCCUUGGUACCAUCAUGGACAGCUGCCAGACAAGUAACACUGCCGAGCAGAUCCCAGACGUCCAACCAGCACCGAAAAAAUUUGUUCCCAUAUCCAAGAUCCAGAUACUCAAGUCAUUCUUCGAGAGGAAAGUGUCAUCAAAGGGCAAGAGUGGAGGGUUAGACAAAAUGCGAGAUCUGCACAAUCGGAUUUGGAGACAUCACAAGAAUAACCAGAAGGACAAAGACCAGAAAACAGAGCAGUGUCGACCAAAGACCAGCAUAGUGUCAUCUUUAGUAUCGCCUCCCGGGACACACCCGACGUUCACCACAACCUCCCCUCCUCAGAGUAUGAGCCCUGAACAUCUGGUAAGCAACACCAUGCGCAAGUACAGCCUCAUCAGAGAGGAGUCCAUUGACGAUGAAGAGGACAGCGACGAAAUGGAUAUGGAGGUGGAUCUGAGGUCGGCAAAGUCUGCAGAGAGUCUCGAUGACAACUACUGUCGCUCGCACACGUCUUUGACACGUGUGGACAAGGACUUACUCAACCCUAAACGACCUCUGAUUUCUGUGGCAAGUUCUCCGCAACUGCUGAAUCAGAUCUGUGAGGAGCACGAGUCUGAUGAGGAGGAUGAUUAUGUGCCGUCAAAGUUGCAUUCCCCACGUAUGCAAAUCAACCGUAGUGCAGCGUCCCCAGAGGUGGUCAGGAAGUAUGUCGCGCGCAAAAAGCGUGGCAAGGGGACGAGGGGCACCAGCUGUAGCAGCUCAGAUGCUAGUGAUACGGACGACACUGAAGGAAGGUCACGCAAGGACAAACUUAAACAUAAAUUCAUGCAUCGCCGUGAUAGUAGUGAUCAUUCUAGUGACACUGAUGGAGGCCCCUCUGGCCCCAGUGGGGGCAACCUUGGGGGCAGGCGAGGAUUUGGAGGGGGAGGGGGUGGAGGACACCAUGACAACAAGAAGGAUGAUGAUAGCAAUGGAGGUGGUGGGAAUAAUAAAGAUGGCAAGCAUGGAGGUGGAGGUAACUAUGGCAACAAACGGCAGAACUACCACCACCACAACCUGCAGAUGUCUGUGGGGCGAAACAUUGGGGAGCUAGGUAUCAAUUCAGCCCUGUCAAACCUCAGUCUGAACAGUGUGUCUAGUAAAAACAGCCUUAAAUACAUUGUGGAGCGCAAUGAGAGUGACAGUGACGAGGACGAGAUCAAGGUCAAGGUUAAUAAUGACAAGCUGGACACUCAGGCUGCAGUAACUGAUCACAUCAACCGGCUUAACUCGGCCAAAAUUCGUCAGGAUGUCAUUUCACAGGACUUCAGCAAACUGGCAGACCAUGGCCAGAAUAAGGUGCUGAAUGUGAAGAAGAAUGAAAAUAUCAAUUUUGUGUGUUCGACAGACUGUUGUCUGAAUGGAAUACGUGAAAGGACAGUCAGACACAAGGUCAAGGUCAAAAUGGACAUCAACAGGAACAAUGGGUAUUGUAAGGGACAUAACUCCAAUUUACAGCCGGCAAGGGUCCAAACCAAGUGCUGUUCGGUUGUAUGACCAGUUCCCACCAUACUGACAGUGUAACAAUAGAUCAAUUUUACCUCUGACACCUCAUUCACAUAAACGGCAUUAAGUAACAUGUUUGUACCAUGGUAGAAUUUAUCAGGUUUUGUCUGUGGUGCAUGGGACAUUCUCCUGUACAGAUCAAUAAUAAUCUCACUGCAAUAAAUUCAAGGUCUUGAUUUUCACAAGGAUUUACUAUUUUACCAUACUGAUGCUGUUAUCAAAUGAAAAAAGACCUUCAUAAUUACGUUUUCUUUGUUUACCUUGUGAAAGCUUGGUAUGUGAAAAUUUUAUUGAGAGCUUAAUUUGAUAAAGUUUGUACAUGAGAAUGACCUCUUUUCGUGGUGAAAACAGGGCCUUUUGUAAGCACAGGGCCUUGUGCUUCUUUUUUGUGGACACAGGGCCUUGUCAUGCUGCUUGUUUGCAGAAAGCCUCGGGUGUGUGAGAAAAUGGUGUCGCAUGAGAUUUGCCAUUGAGGCGUAUAACAUCAAAUAUGGUGAUGACAAUUGUGCUCACAGCAUGAACAUUGUAGACCUAGUGACAUUUUGUUGUCUUAGACCAUUUGGCUAUCUGAGCCAGAACAUAAUAGAUAUGUCCAGAACAUAAUAGAUAUGUCCAGAACAUAAUAGAUAUGUUAAGAUUGGUGUAUUGAAUUGUAGAAUUGUAAAGACGAAACACAUUGAGCGGUUUGAUUGUUAUCACUCAUCAACUACUUAUUCUUGAAUCUAACUAUUAAGAGAAAAAUAUUAAAUUUAAGUACAAUUAUGCAAUGAAGGGGUUCAUUUUUGCUGCGAUGUUAUAGGUAUGGUACUUGCAAUUUCCUAGACUGUGAAGUAGAUACUAGUGAAUAUAUAUUAGAAUAAAAGUUAGCCAACAAUAAUUUAUUUGAUAUGAUCAAGUUCCUUAAAUAUGAAAAAGCAGUUAAAACAAGCACAAGAAAAUAAAGUUAAUGGAUGAUCUCCCUUAACUCAUAUAAAUCAAAUUGAAACAGAUUUUUUGAGAUAUCGAUUUUCUGUGAUAAUAUGAAAUGUAUUUCUAAACGAUUCUGAUCAUUAUUUUGAGAUAAACAAAUUUAGAUAGAUGUCAUUAAAACUGAUAGUUUUUCUGCUGUAAGAACUGCAUUAUUUUGACUUAUCAAACUCAUUCAGUGAAAUAGCAGUUGGUACAGAUAUAUUAAAUUUUUACUAAAAGACAGUCUACAUGCAUAAUACAUUUGUAUGUGUGCAUGCAUACAGGAGAAGCUUAGGACUGCUUUUUUCACCAGUUUUUGUUUGUUUUUCUGUUUUGUUUCUCAGUUUGUGUCCCUGUAUCGGGAAGUGUUACAGAUUUUUAUUUUUACAUGUAUCCGUACAUGUAUAAUGUUCAUAUACAAUCAUUUGAAAACAUGCAUGUAAACAACCUGUUUUUGAUUUUAUUGUAAAUGUUUAUAAAAGUUUCAUGUAGGAGUGUUUAUGAAGGAUCUCAGCAUUCUUGUUUACUUUUUAACGUUAAUUUUAAAACAAAAUACAUACAUAACAAGUACUGUACUCAGAAUGGUUCCAAGAUAUCAUUGUUUUUAAUGCCACAAAUUUUAUCCAUAGUAUAUUUACUCUGAAGAAUACAAAGUUAUAUAACAUGGUCUUUAAUGAUAAAAUACUGUAAACUUUCCAUUUUUUUUCAUUCAUCAUAUUUUUGCGAUAAAGCACUUAAUCAUGAUCAUGAUAACUGCCAAAUACAAAAUCACUACUCCAGUUAGUUAUAAAUAACUGAAGUGCAAAUUAUGAUUUAUUAAACUUAGAUAUUGUUGCUAAUGUGUGAAAAUAUGAGUACACAAAAAAGAUACAUUGACAGUUAUAUGUGUUUAUCAGAACUACAGUGUAUUCUCAUCACACUAACUCUAGCGAACGGAAUUUGUCUUUGGGUUAUUGAUGAAAGUGAUUUGUCAGCUUCAUGAAUUUCAGACAUGUACAGAUUGGUAUGAAAUAGUGCUAACACAGUGUCUUCAUAUAUACUGAUCCCAGCAUACAGAGUAUAAUGCUAUCUGUUACAAUUGUAUUAUUUUGGAUUCUCUGCUGAGGUCAUUUAUUAAGUUGAAACAUAUCAAAUUUGACUUUUUGUGAUAUAAAAAUACUUUAUUUACCUCUCAAUAAGCCCAUGCCUGGUAAUAAGCCCACCCAUAUUUAUUGCAGUUUAGUAUAAAUUCAAACAGAUGUAUUUCAUUGUGCUGCAAUCAGUCCAAUUCCCUAAUUUUAAGUCAGACUUUUUUGUUGAGACCAUUGACUUAUUGGAGAAAUAUUUUAAUAGCAAAUAGAAAUAUCUCUUAAAUCUCAACCCCUUCACUCUAUGAUUUGUUUAUUUGACUCCCAGCUUCUGAAACUUGCUUUAAAGUAAAUGCAGCAUGUGUUAACCAAACCCUAUUUGUGAAAUGGGGACCAUGGAUAAUGAUGAUUGGGUUGAUUUUAUCAGACUUUGAACAAAUUUAAAGUGUAUGGCAAUCUCAGGGUAUUUAUUUUAGUGUGAAGCGAAAUUGUUGUUUUGUUCAGUUAAGCAGAAUCCAAGUUGAAACAAUGUCUCUUGUAAGGUUUAGAUAGAAUUGUGAUUUUGCAGAUGAACUUGAAAUUCUGUGUAUAUUUUACAACAUGGUUUUAAGUUUGCUUGUCAACAGUAACCUGCUAUAUAGCUACCAAGCAUGGACUAGCAUCUAAAGAGUAGAUACAGUUGUACAGAUAUAUGUACUUACUUUUCGAAUGUGAAGAAAGUGUAAUGUGUUUGAGGUGACAGGAGAACUCUCCCACAAAUACAUCAAAUAGACGUUUCAACAAGCAAACUCAGGUUCAAAUUUUACCAUUGUUCCUUAAGGAAAAAUCUUUGAAGACAUUUUUUCGGAACUUCUGUGAAGUUUUUAUAUGGAGAAUCUAAAGGAAUGUUGCUGAAAGCGAAUCCUGCUUCUGUGUCUGCUUUGAAUUGUAGUUUUAGAGGUAAUUUUUUGCUGCCACUGAGUGGUAACAAAUUAUUGUUUAUUGUACAGACUGAGACAUACACAUGUAACACAUAUUUGUUUGCACAACCAAAGACAAAAUAGGUGACAGGUAAUUCUGUCGAUCAGUUUUGUUUUGGAAUACAUGGGGUGCUAAAUCUGUAUACCAUGUGUAAUUGGUUGUAAUAUUCAUUCUAUGUAUAUAUAUAUCAUGUAUCUACCCAUAACUUGUCUUUCCAAUACUGUCUGUGUAGAGUACAUAAUAUUUGGUGCGAACUUCACUGCUCAAAAUGCUUUAAACAGCUAAGGGAAUCAAUUUCUCUUCAAAAUGACUAAAUAAGAAAAAAGGAAAAAUCUGAACAUGCUAAAUUUAUGUAAUUUUGUGAAAGACACACUUGUCAGAAAUAAUUUAGAUAUCAAGUUCAGUAAAUUUUACAAUGGAUGGAAGUUCAUGCAAAAAUUUGAUUGUUUAAAUCCAGAUAAGUAAUGCGAGAUGCAUUUUUGUGAAAAUUGUUCUAUCUGGAUGGUUUUUAUAUAGAUGGGAAUUAUGUUGAUAGUACUCAGGACUAUCUACAUUAAGUUGGUCAAUUAGGAUUACAGUAAAACAAAAUUUUCCUGAAUUUAAGACACACAAGUAACACUUGCUAGUGAAAUCUAAUGACCUAAGUGUUGAUACAUUUAAACCUUUUCGCUGCUUGGCUAUUUAUUGAGAAGUCGUAUUAAAUUUCUCAGACCUCCAGGCCUUUCUAGGGCUGUGGUGGUCAAGUUGUUAGCCACUGGGUCACAGGUUCAAGGCCUACAUGGGUCAGUCCCCAGGUGCUGGCUGUAGGUCGAUGGUUCUUCCUCUCGAUACUCUGGACUUCCUCCACCACCAGAACCUGGCUCAUCCUUAAUUCAUUCGCCACCGACAUUUCAGAAUGAACUAUUCCAACCUUUGAAUUGGAGGAGUUCAAAUGUGUCUCCAGGGGUGGAUGAGUACCAGGUUUCUUAUUCUUACACCAAACUGUAUAAUGUCUUAUUAAUGCACUCACUUUGUAUUCUUCUUAUGAAAGUGAAGUCAUCAGAUUAGCCCUGCUCCUUUGUAAUGAAUAAAUAUCACCUAAUAAUUGUGUCUGUGUCUUCACCCACACAUCUAUUCAUAGUCACACUCAUUUACUUUCCUUUAACAGUUUGUCCUUUCACCUACACAUAUACUUACCAGUACAUUUUGUAUGUCAAUUGAACUGUUAUAAAUGCUUAUUGAAAUAUCAAGAUUGAAUUGAAUUAUUCAGUAUUUUUCUUGACUUACUGAAUCAAGGUAGGCAGACUCUAGCGUAAGGUUAAACAUCUUAAGAAAAACAAAAGGAUAAAAAUGAAAUUUGAUGAGAUAGUUUCAUUUUUUGAUGUUUUUAGGUCACCUGA